GAAUUUUCUAGAAUAAUCGACAUGUGAUUCUUUUUGAUGCUGAUUGAUUUGUUUGCUUUGUUUUGAAAAUUUAAAUUUUCCAUCAUCAAUAAUGAUUCAGCUCAAUCAAGACAAAGUGAAGGAAGAGCCAGUGGAUCAUGAAGAAGAAGAGCCAAUCAUUAACAACGAUAUUAUCGUUGCUUCGUAUAAUAUUGUUCGAUUGGAUCCGAGUAAUAAGAUCAAAACAUUUGCAUUGGCCGGACUAAGUAAUGUGAUUGGCAAGGAUAAACAUCGAUCAUCGAGCAACAUUUCUCCCUCUUGUAACAUAAGCAUUCGAACCGAUUCCAAAGAGCUCAAAAUCACACCCAAAUCACAACAGAAUCAGCGUUCAUCUUCAAUGAACAUUUUUACAACCAAAGAAUCUCAGCUUAAUCUGCGUCGUAUAUCGUUUGCUGUGAAAUUUUCCAGAGAAACAGGAAAAGCCUAUUUCCUACCGAUUAAUUCGAUGCAUACAUUGAGUCAUUUGGAUGAAAAAAAUCGUGAUAGUAACUCUGUUGAUUCACAGAAUUUAAUUUUCCAGGAUUGUUUCAAAAUACCACAUCCAACACGUAAUAAACAUGAUCAGUUACGUAUCGAAAUGAAAAGUCAUCUAUACAAACCUUUAACUCGAAUGAAUGAUCCAGAAAUGGUGAGAAAAUUUUUCGAACAAUUAUUCACAUCGAUGUCGGCAAGACGAUAUAAUUCGAAUGUCAAUGAUAAUGGUGGCCAACAACAACAAUCUUCGCGAAUGUUAUCAACAACAAUCAAAACUAAUACUAAUCGUGCACAAAGCUCCGUAAUGGAAUUGAUCAAUUGUCCAUAUUGGUUUCUGAGUAAAAUCAAUAUUUGUGAUAUAAAUCGUAUCGAAUUGGUUGAACUGAAAGUGGAAAUACUAUUGCGUAAAGUACAGGUAAUACGUUUCGCUGAAAUGAUCAUGUUAUUCCAUUCGAAUAGUUUGGAUCAUCAUUCCAAAUUAUUGAAUACAUUACAAAGUAUCUGCUAUUUGAUCAAUGGCAAUUGGGUCAUCAAAAGUCAUCUUCUAUAUAAAUAUGAUACCAUUCAUGAUGGUGAUUCGCGACAAUUGUUAAUGAAACGAAUGAUUGCUGCUCGUGAAUAUUUAUUAUGGCAUUUUGCCCAUCAAAAACCAUUGAAAAUGAUCGAUAUAAUUGAUAAAUUCAAGAAAAUUGCCGACUAUGAACAAAUAUUGAAUAGAUUGACCAUACGUAAUGGAUCUAUGGUCGAAAUUAAUUUUAUACUUGAACCAGAUUCAUCUUUUAUUACAACAUAUCCAAUGAUUUCGAAAAAACAUCAUGAUCGUAGCCGUGAUCAAUUGGCCAACAAACUUAAUGAACACAUGGCCAUUUUGAAUUCAUGAUCAAAGUAAUAAUAAUAAUAUUUUUUCAACAAAAAAAUUUCUAAAUUCAUUUUAAAUUAAGUUAAAUUAAAUUUAUGGAUUGUAUGUAUAUACAAGUUAUCCAAUUCUACAAUUGAA
This is a messenger RNA of Dermatophagoides farinae (American house dust mite), 1510 nucleotides long. It is a transcript of the gene Polr3E, whose product is annotated as RNA polymerase III subunit E. Gene Ontology annotation, biological process: tRNA transcription by RNA polymerase III. Lineage: Eukaryota; Metazoa; Arthropoda; Arachnida; Sarcoptiformes; Pyroglyphidae. Gene Ontology annotation, cellular component: nucleus; RNA polymerase III complex. The record is from RefSeq and is a predicted model, not a curated record.